Camelina sativa (false flax) is the source of this 1218-nucleotide messenger RNA. Its product is annotated as putative F-box/LRR-repeat protein 23. Gene Ontology annotation, molecular function: protein binding. The record is from RefSeq and is a predicted model, not a curated record. NCBI's taxonomy places the organism in Eukaryota, Viridiplantae, Streptophyta, Magnoliopsida, Brassicales, Brassicaceae.
GAAAAGAAACAAGGAGCGUGUGUGUUGAGAUUGAUUCUCUCUCUCACAGUCACAGACAGUCACAAGAAAUGGCUUCGAAAAAAAGUAAAAUAGCAUCGUCAUCAUCAUCGUCAUCGUCGUCGUCAUGCAACUGGGCGGAGCUUCCGCCGGAGUUAAUUUCUUCGAUUUUAAUCCGACUGAGCACGGUUGAUAUACUGAAAGCUCAGAUGGUGUGCAGAUCGUGGCGACGCGUCUCUAAAGACCCAUCGAUGUGGCGGAUAAUCGAAUUGGAACUAAUCUCUGAAGAUAUGUGUCGUCGCGCCAUUGAUCUCAGCGAUGGUGGUUUGAUCGAGAUCUUUAUUGGUGUUAAGAACUUGGGUGAAGCUAUCCUCGCAUACAUGGCCGAUAGGUCAAGUCUUCUGAGAAGCCUUACACUAUCAUGUCGAUCAUGUUACUCUUUCUUUCCAGAGGAGAUUUUUCUCGAAGCAGUUGUGAAAUUUCCAUUGCUUGAGUACCUCCAUGUUCCAAGCUUCAUAUUUUCAAGAGAGUCUCUGAGAGUUGUAGGCAAGUCUUGUCCAAAUCUGAAAACGUUGAAGCUACACCACCCCCCUUCCUCCCGUGUUGCUGAUGAUUCGAUAGCCAUAAUAAUUGCAGACAGCAUGCCCGGACUACGCCACCUCGACCUUUGCGGACACCCUCUAUCUAACAUGGGCUUGAAAGCCAUUCUUGACGGUUGUCCUCACCUGGAAUGCCUAGAUUUACGCAAGUGUUUUCACAUUGACCUUUCAGGGAAUCUGGAGAAGCGGUGUUUGGAGAGGAUCAAAUAUUUGAGACGCCCCAAUGACUACCCACCAGAAACAGAAGAAGAGUCCUAUCUUCUUGAUAUUUUGUCAGAUUCAGGAUUGCUUGAUCCCCCCUCUGAUUGAACUAUUGAAGAUGGUUUCAUCUUGGUUUAGGUGACUUGUUCGUGAAGUUGCUUUGUCAAUCUCGUCCGAUCAGCAACGCUCCACAAUAUAUCAUCAGCCUAUAGUUAAUAUUGUUUCCUUGUGUAUGUCUGUGUGUGUAAGUGUAAUGGGAUCUGUUUUGUAAACAUGAGUCACCACCACCACUGGUGAAGAAGAAUUCAAAACCAUAUAUUAGGGCAUCCGCAAUGGGGGAACACUUUAGGAUGUUCUUAGAGUAAAAAUAUUAUGAAAAUAAUCUAAGAUCAGUAGUUAAGAUCUUUUGUUAAAAAGUUAA